Messenger RNA from Pectinophora gossypiella (pink bollworm), 792 nucleotides. RefSeq names its product proteasome subunit beta type-3 (gene Prosbeta3). The transcript is spliced from 5 exons. Gene Ontology annotation, biological process: proteasome-mediated ubiquitin-dependent protein catabolic process. Bases 122 to 739 code for a protein of 205 amino acids. Lineage: Eukaryota; Metazoa; Arthropoda; Insecta; Lepidoptera; Gelechiidae. The record is from RefSeq and is a predicted model, not a curated record. Gene Ontology annotation, cellular component: proteasome core complex, beta-subunit complex; proteasome core complex.
AUACAUACAAAUACAGAUACAUCGCGUUUGCCGAAUGAUAUGUCAUUUUUCGUUUUUCUACUAAAUUGAUUCAAUUAUUUUUAUUAAAAACACGAGUGAAAAUAGUGAAUAAAUAUUAAAUAUGUCGAUCUUGGCGUACAAUGGAGGCGCGGUGGUAGCUAUGAAGGGCAAGGACUGCGUAGCGAUCGCGACAGACAAGCGAUUCGGUAUCCAAGCGCAGACAGUCUCCACAAACUUCCCCAAGGUGUACCAAAUGGGCCCCACACUGUUUGUGGGUCUACCCGGGCUUGCUACAGACACACAGACUGUGUUCCAGAGACUUAAGUUUAGAAUGAACCUAUAUGAGCUGAAAGAAAACAGAAUCAUGAAGCCUAAGACCUUCUCUGCAAUGCUGUCCAAUGUCCUGUAUGAGAAGCGAUUCGGGCCAUACUUCAUCGAACCAGUGAUUGCAGGCCUAGACCCUUAUGACAACACACCAUAUGUGUGCAAUAUGGAUCUGAUUGGCUGCCCCAACGAGCCCGAAGACUUUGUAGUAUCAGGAACUUGUUCUGAGCAGCUGUAUGGUAUGUGUGAAGCCCUGUGGGAGCCUAAUCUGUCACCUGAUGAACUGUUUGAAACCAUCUCGCAGGCGCUAGUGAACGCGGCGGACCGUGACGCGAUCUCCGGUUGGGGCGCUGUGGUGUACAUCAUAGAGAAGGAUAAGAUCACUGAGAAGCACGUCAAGACGAGGAUGGACUAAUUAGAUGGUUAUUGUGGUGGCACGUUUCGUAAUAAAAUUAUUUUAAAAUCGUA